AUGGCGUCCACCAUGAUGAAGAUGAGGACUGCGCCCACCACGGGCUGCCGCGCAGCCACCCCCCGCGUCGCCGCCCCUAAGGCGACCCGCACCCCGGCCACCCUCCGCCGCCCGACCCUCGCGGCGCGCGCCGUCGCGGCCCCUGCGGCCAGCGCCCCCGUCGUGGACACGACCCAGACCCCCGCCGCCCAGGGCUUCACCAUGCCCGGUGAGUUUGAGAAGCAUGCGGGCUGCUGGAUGGGCUGGCCGUACGACAAGUACCUGUGGCGCGAGGACGCCCUGCCCGCCAAGAAGCAGUACGCCGCCGUCGCCAAGACCAUCUCCCAGUUUGAGCCCGUGACCAUGUGGGCCGACCCGUCAGUGGUGGAGGAGGCCAGGGGCUACCUGGCUGACGCGCCCAACGUGAGCGUGGUGGCCAUGCCCAUCAACGACGGCUGGCUGCGCGACUGGGGGCCCACCUGCAUCGCGCGCACCAACCCCGAGACCGGCAAGCGCGAGGUGGCGGGUGUGCACUGGGACUACGACUGCUACGGCGCCCCCGGCAAGAUCAGGGACGGCCGCCCCGCCAUGAUGCCCAACUGGGACAAGGACUAUGCCGCCGGCCGCGCGGUCCUGGAGCACUACGGCCUGCCCGUCUUCGAGUGCCCCCUGCACCUGGAGGGCGGCUCCAUCCACAGCGACGGCCAGGGGUGA
Molecule: messenger RNA, 693 nt
Organism: Monoraphidium neglectum
Lineage: Eukaryota; Viridiplantae; Chlorophyta; Chlorophyceae; Sphaeropleales; Selenastraceae
Product: agmatine deiminase
Exons: 4
Coding region: 1-693 (230 amino acids)
Biological process (GO): putrescine biosynthetic process
Molecular function (GO): protein-arginine deiminase activity; agmatine deiminase activity
Source: RefSeq, a predicted model, not a curated record